GCCCGGUGCUGCACUAUUUACUGUCCGACAAGACAAGUUGACGCCAAGCUAAUACCUUAAAUUAAUUUUCCAGUGUUAUUAUUUUACAUGGAGAGCGUGGAACAUGAAGAUACCAAAGCAAAUGCUCCUUCAGUUAUCGACCGAUAUUACACACGCUGGUACAGAGCCGACAUGAAGGGAAAGCCAUGCGAGGACCAUUGCAUCUUACAGCAUUCAAACAGAAUAUGUGUCAUCACUUUAGCAGAGACUCACCCAAUUCUACAAAACGGACGCACAAUCAAAAGCAUCAAUUACCAGAUCAGUAAUGGCUGCAGUCGGCUGGAAAAUAAAGUCUCUGGGAAGUCCAAGCGGGGGGGACAGUUCCUUACUGAUUUUGCACCGUUAUGCAGGAUAACAUGCACAGAUGAAACAGAGUACACAAUCUACAGCUGCAUUCGGGGUCGUCUUCUGGAAGUCAAUGAGAACAUUUUAGAAACUCCGAAUCUCUUGCUGGAAAAGCCAUCCACCGAAGGAUACAUCGCCGUCAUCCUGCCAAAGUUUGAAGAGAGCAAGAGCAUCACAGAAAAUCUUCUAAACAGAGACGAGUUUGAGAACAUCGUCUCCAAACGCAGCUCUGCCCAGUCCCAACCAUCUUGACAGUUCCCCACAUUCCUGCCUUAUUCAAGCCCGUUCUAUUGUGGGAGAGUUUCUUUCCCUCAUGCACUUAAAAGUUAGCAGAAGACUGAAAGGCUUUUGUUUAUAAUGAAGCACUGUGUAUCUAGGUUAUUCUAUAUUUUUCCUUUUUUUUUUCUUUUUUUUUUUUAAAGUGUUUAACAUUUUAAGGAUCCAAGAAGCAGUCAGAUUUCAAGUAAUUUGUCUAUGCUUGGAUUUGCCAAUUUGAUAAAUAUAAUAAGGAACUAGUAGAACGCAUGAACAGUGGCUUUUAUUUUCUUGUUACAUACUAAUCAUGAGUUUGAAGUAUUUCUGUCGAAUAUAAAGAAAGACAAACAAUAA
Messenger RNA from Maylandia zebra (zebra mbuna), 993 nucleotides. RefSeq names its product actin binding transcription modulator (gene abitram). The record is from RefSeq and is a predicted model, not a curated record. Lineage: Eukaryota; Metazoa; Chordata; Actinopteri; Cichliformes; Cichlidae. Gene Ontology annotation, cellular component: nucleus; dendrite; filopodium tip. Gene Ontology annotation, biological process: dendrite morphogenesis; regulation of actin filament polymerization; regulation of filopodium assembly. Gene Ontology annotation, molecular function: actin monomer binding; actin filament binding.